Molecule: messenger RNA, 2314 nt
Organism: Archocentrus centrarchus (flier cichlid)
Lineage: Eukaryota; Metazoa; Chordata; Actinopteri; Cichliformes; Cichlidae
Product: integrin beta-1-like
Exons: 14
Coding region: 1-2295 (764 amino acids)
Biological process (GO): cell-cell adhesion; cell migration; integrin-mediated signaling pathway
Cellular component (GO): cell surface; integrin complex; synapse
Molecular function (GO): C-X3-C chemokine binding; laminin binding; collagen binding involved in cell-matrix adhesion
Source: RefSeq, a predicted model, not a curated record
AUGCAUGGAAAUACAACAUACAAAGCAAAGUCAGAAUCUAAUUUUCUAGAAGUGGGUCAGCACAUAUGGGAGCGCUGCGACACAGCCAGAGCCCUGCUAAAGAGGGGCUGUCCUUUUGAUCACCUGGAGGACCCUAGAGGUUCCACUGUCCUUCUGAGAAACCGGAAGAUCACCUUUCAUCCCAAAGAACAAAGGCACAAACGGUGGCACAGACAAGUAACCCAGCUCCAGCCUCAGUCUGUUCUCCUGCACCUCAGACCAGGAGAACCCCAGAGCUUUGAGGUGAAAUUCAAACGUGUGGAGGACUACCCCAUAGACCUGUACUAUCUGAUGGAUCUAUCUUUCUCCAUGGAGGAUGACCUGAUGAAUGUUAAGAAGCUGGGGGCUGACCUCAUGGAAGAAAUGAAGAAUAUCACCAGUGACUUUAGAAUGGGCUUUGGUGCAUUUGUGGACAAGACAGUAAUGCCAUACAUCAGCACUGCGAAGGACAUGCUCAGAAAUCCCUGUAAAAGGACCGAGCCCUGGCCCUGCACCCCUCCCUUCACCUUCCAUCACAUCCUAAGCCUCACCACCAACGGAAGCCUCUUCACAGAGCUGGUAGGGGGGCAGCGGAUCUCCGGUAACCUGGAUUCACCAGAGGGUGGGUUGGAUGCCCUGAUGCAGGCCACCAUGUGUGAGGAGCAGAUCGGCUGGAGAAAUGUGACCCGUCUGCUGGUGUUCUCCACGGAUGCCGGUUUCCACAUUGCUGGAGACGGCAAAUUAGGCGGCAUUGUGCUUCCAAACGACGGGAAGUGUCACUUGCAAAAAAAUGUCUACACCAGAGGAAACUCACAGGACUACCCUUCGGUGGCUCACAUUGCUGAAACGCUGAGACAGAAGAGCGUCCAGACCAUCUUUGCUGUCACCGAAGAAGUUGCACAUUUGUAUGAGGGCCUAAGAAGCAUCUUCCCAAAAUGUGAGGUUGGAAUGCUGUCCAACAACUCCCACAACAUCCUGCAGAUAAUUGUUGAAGCAUAUAAUGCACUGACCUCUGAGGUUGUUAUGGAGAACAGCAAGCUCCCACCAGGCUAUCGCAUCUCCUAUACUUCCCACUGUAAGGACCACGGGCCAAGGCAUGGCGAGCAGGGUAGGAGGUGCUCCAGCAUCUCUGUAGGUGACGAGGUGAGCUUUAAUGUAAGCAUCACAGCACCUCUGUGUGUGGCUGCUUCACAAAGACCAUACCGCUUUAUUAUUAAGCCCCAAGGCUAUAGCGAAGAGGUUGAGGUCCUGCUGAGCCCCAUAUGUGAGUGUUCAUGUCAAAAGGACAGGGUCCCACACAGUCCUUCUUGUAGCCAUGGCAACGGCACUCUGGAGUGCGGCGCAUGCAGGUGUAAAGAAGGGAGAGUCGGAACAUUUUGUGAAUGCGAACAAGAGGAGUCGGGCACGGCAGUUGACUCACACCUUUGUCGCCGCGAUAAUGCAUCUGAAGUGUGCAGUGGGCAUGGAGAGUGCGUUUGCGGGAGGUGUGUUUGUCAAAAGAGCAGCAAAAAGCCCAACCAUGUGUACUACGGGGAGUUCUGUGAGUGCAGUGAUUUCAGCUGUGAUCAGUACCAAGGACUGCAGUGUGGAGGGCGCGGCAGGUGUGUGUGUGGGGAGUGUUUGUGUCUCCCCGCAUUCAGAGGCCAAGCUUGCGAGUGCCCUCUCAGCUUGGAGUCGUGCCUCGCUCAGGAUGGACAGAUUUGUGGAGGCAGAGGCGACUGCCACUGCGGUACCUGCAUUUGCCACGACAAGCGCUUCCAGGGCCCGACCUGUGAGCUUUGCCCUUCCUGCCCCAGCAUCUGUAACUUGCACCGAGAAUGCAUCUCAUGCAGGGCCUUCUCAGUGGGUUUGAGUCCAAAUGAAUGCGAGAUGAAGUGUGCCCACCUGAACCUCACCUUGGUAGGUCAGACUGGUGUCUUAGCAACAGUACCUUCCUCUCCAGGCCUUCGCAGGUGUUUGGAAGUGGACUCGGAGAGUUGUGUAGUGCACUUUCUUGUGAGGACUGGAGAAAAAGGAGACUUUUUCUAUGUAGCUCUCGAACGAGAGUGCCCACCGGGGCCGAAUGUGAUCCUGAUUACCGCAGUGCUUUCAGGCUCUGUUGUGGUGCUGGGCGUGGCUUUGUUGCUGCUAUGGAAACUACUCACCAGCAUCCAUGACCGCAGGGAGUUUGCCCGCUUUCAGAGAGAGCUGGAGCAGAGACGCUGGAACAGGAAGGACAACCCCAUCUACAAAAGUGCCAUCACGACAGUUGUCAACCCGAAAUAUAAAGAAAACUGAUAGCAGCCGUGGAAGGAGA